AUGACUGAGCAAAUUACUAAAGGGCACUUGCUAAAUCUUCAAAAUACUAUCAAAAGCCAGUUUAUCGAGCCAUACCAAAAUGUCAAGAAAUUACGCACGAUUCAAUCCACAACUAAACUGCAAGACUCCACCUCAUUGAAGGAGUUGAGUAAGUUAUCUAACUUGAUGAAAUCACAUGCUACUAAAAUUGGUAUUGUUAUAAAGCCAGAUACCUUCGAUGAAAAAAACUACAACGCUAUUUUCAAAGAAAUAAAAGGUUUCAUUGAUGCGGUGUUUUUCUACUUCAGUUUGCUACCACUCUUUUAUGAUAAGAAGGCUAAUCAUCCAGAAUAUUUCUUGGUAAAGAUAGAUGGCUUGACCUUAGAUCUUUUAAAGGGGAUGGAACUACUUUGUAAAGAACUGGAAGAGAAGCUUGAAGAUAAAGAUUCAGAUAAAGAUAGACUACUAUGUGUUGGAGUUAUUUGGGCGUGCUGUGAUUCACUGGAAGAAAUUGCUACGAAGGGUGAUUUUGGUCUAUUGGCAGAUUCGAUAAGAGGAAGCAAUUCUCUUGUUGAUGAUGUUUUAAACGACAUCGAUGAGUUUCUGGAGAAUCCAAGUUUCAGCGACGAAAUGUUUAUGGAUGACGAGUAUAGUUCAGAUGUAGAAGAAAGCAAAACCCCGGAAGAAGAGGAAGCUUUGAAAAAGAUGUGCAAAUUUUUGGAAAGCUGGAAAACCAAUUUAAAGAUGAUAAAGUUACUGCUGUCAUCUUUUGUCAGUACCAUAACAAAUACCUCUUCUAGACCAACUAAUUACACAGGAACAGUACUAGAUGAAUUCCAAAAACUUCAUUUGAAGAUUACAGAAGAUAUUGAUACUUUUAUAAGCGAUGUAUUUAUGUCUGACGCCAGCUUUGAUGUCUCAGAUUUCGAGGAAGAAAUUGGCUCUUUGAAUGUUACGUUGUCUAAAGUUAUAAGAGUGAUUAAAAAAAUAAAUAAGGACGACAAUAAAAAAUUAAAAUGGGUAGAUGUUUGGGAAAACAAGUAUUUCAAGAAAGAAUGA
Messenger RNA from Kazachstania africana CBS 2517, 1038 nucleotides. RefSeq lists its product as uncharacterized. Gene Ontology annotation, biological process: regulation of cell cycle. The transcript has a single exon. Gene Ontology annotation, cellular component: nucleus. The coding region runs from base 1 to 1038 and encodes 345 amino acids. Lineage: Eukaryota; Fungi; Ascomycota; Saccharomycetes; Saccharomycetales; Saccharomycetaceae. The record is from RefSeq and is a predicted model, not a curated record.